AUGUACUCUAAUUUUCAGCCUAAAAAGGUCGCUAAAGUUAGCUCCAAAAUCGAAAGAGAAGCUCCCGAGAUUGUGAAUUGGGUUGACCAGUUGAGUCAGAUUAUUGAUGAGCUCUCAGAGGGUAAAUCAAACAACCGAGAAGAAUCGCUCGAAAGACUAGUAGAUAUCCUGGCAAGCCAUCACGCAUCGUCUCAAAUUGAAGACCGUUUGGAAGAUGUGUUGGGUGCAUUGAAGAGAUCCUUGUUGAAGAAUUCCAGCACUCACGAGGCAUGUCUCGCAGCCAAGGGCAUUGCAUUGACAUUUAUCAACAUGGAGGAUAUCUCAGAAAGCGAAGGCGAUGAUUUAUACCGCAGAAUCUUACCUUCUUUGAGAAAUAGAAUCAAGGAUAGUGAACAAGUGGACAUCAAAAUAAGUUGUCUCCAAACGUUGGCUUUGAUCACUUAUACCGCAGCAUCAGACAUUGAUAAGCAAUUAGUGAGAGAUUACUUGUUUGAUCUCAUUGAGACAGACGGUGCUGAUUUCAAUGUCGAGAGUUUAUCACCCAAUGAAUUGGACAACUUAUUCAGCGAGGCUCUUCAAGCAUAUGGUAUUUUAUUUGCUGCUUCUUUCACUACUGGUGUUGUAGACUUUGAUAUCUUAUGGGAGGAACUGGAAAAGGUGAUGCCUAUGCAUGAAAUGCUGCUGGAAAGCCCAGACAAGGAUAUUCGAAUCUCUGCUGGCGAAAAUGUUGGGUUGAUGUUUGAAACUGCCAACAUCUUUUUGAAAUCAGAUUCUGACGAAGAAGGUGAUGGCGAAGAAGAGACAGUAAAACCUGAAUACGACAACAUGGACGGCUUGGUUCACACAUUAAAGGAGCUGUCUAUUGAUAGCAGUCGUCGCAGAGCAAAGAGUGACAGAACAGAGCAGAAAUCAGUGUUCCGUGAUGUUGUUAGAAGCGUUGAGGAGAAUGUGAGACCUAGCGAAGAACUCAAGAUUGGUGGAAAAGUUCUUACUUUCCGUGGCUGGGCAAAGAUUCUACCUUUGAGUGCAUUUCGACAAGUUCUUGGUCAAGGAUUCCAACAUCACCUCAAGACAAAUGACAUGAUGAAGGGCAUUUUCCGUUAUUCUAUCGGUCGCCAACAAGAAGACGCUGAUGACUCUGGCGACGAUGAUGCUUUUGACAAAUCCACCUUGAGCAAUGUGGACAGAAAAUUUAUCAACGACGAGAAUAAGAAAUCAAGAACCAAGCAAUUGCGCAAUGCCAGACUUGGCAAGGAAAACUCAGGCUAUUGA
Messenger RNA from Mucor velutinosus, 1272 nucleotides. RefSeq lists its product as uncharacterized. Lineage: Eukaryota; Fungi; Mucoromycota; Mucoromycetes; Mucorales; Mucoraceae. The record is from RefSeq and is a predicted model, not a curated record. The transcript has 4 exons. The coding region runs from base 1 to 1272 and encodes 423 amino acids.